AAGGUCGGAUUGCUCGCUGACUUUGAAUUUGACCUCAGCCUACGACGAUGACCAUCAUCAUGGCCAAGUAUAAUCUAGAAGCCAAGGUCCAUUGAGUAAUAAUUUGCCACUACUAUAAAUAAGUAAGUGCGGCAGAUUGCAGGCUUUCUAUUCAGAGCCACUCGGUCGUUUUUUGUCUCCAAGCCGUCGUCCUCUGUGCCCACGCGAUUCGCUUCAGCGACCAUCAUGGUACCCGUUCGACUUUGUAGCACGUCAGCAUUGUAGAAUUGAGAAUAGGACGAGGUGAACGAGCGACGAUGAACAUUACCGGGAAUCCGGAGGUAUUUCAUACCUGCUAUUUUACUCUUACCACCACGAUGUCGAUUCGAAAGAAACGUAAAACUGCCACUUCUAGCGCGAGCAAUGAGCCUGUGAGCGCCCCAGGACGUUCUCAACCCGCCAAGUCCAAGGGGAGCCGUAGACUUAGAGGGAAACUGUCAGCAUUACUGGAACUGCCACUGGACAUUCUCCUUGAGAUAUUCGGCUUUCUUUUACCACUAGAUCUCCUUCACCUUUCACGUCUUAACAAGGAUUUCCGAAAGGUCCUGAUGAGUAAAUUGUCUAUAGGCGCUUGGCAGGCUGCUCGUCAGAAUCUUCCCAAUUUUCCAGGUCCGUUUCGAGGCAUGUCGGAACCUGCAUGGGUGAAUCUCGCGUUCAUUGCAGAGUGUCACUUUUGCACCAGAACUGUCCGGAAUCCGGACAUGUACCUUAUGACUCGUGUCUGUCCUCCUUGUGCUUCUGAAAGAUUGAUAAGGACACGAGUGCUCGAGGCCAAAUUGCUCUUAGCGCAUGUCUCUGCUAGAGAUGUCACCGGUCUGAUACCUGCUCAUUGUACCAGUUAUCGCAGUGGUGACCAUACAGGUCCUAAACAGUGGGACUGGUGGUCAUUGCAUAGCGACUAUGAUGCUAUCUGCGCGAAGCUACUGUCGUUUGAAACCUCAGAAGAAAGAAGCAAAUUUAUCACAAACCAAAAGGCACUAGUCUCUGAGGAUCUCAAGCAUUCACGUAUUUGCGAGAUAUGGAACACUCAACGCGCAAGUGAACGCUAUCGUGAAAUCCAUCAAGGGAAGAAAGACAGAAGACAGGCGAUAUAUAAUAAACUUAAAGAACUCGGAUACGAAGAAGACCUUAAAGGAAUCCGCCCAUGCUUUGAUCCCCUCGCCGAACAUCCCCAGGUUAAAAAGAAUGUCCCGUUAACUGAACGAGGUUGGGCCAAAAUCCGGGAUGAGCUAGUCACUUGGGCAGAGGAUAGGCGAGCCAGCCGCUUGGCCUGGGAACAUCAAACGCUGGUCAAUUCCCGCAAGCCAAUUGUCUUGUCUGUCUUUCGACAAUACAAAAAUGACCGCGCACACUACCCCGUCACCACCUUCUUCCCUUCCGUUGCCGAUUUCUCUCGAUUUCUUCCUAUCACAGAGGUUCUAAACCUCCCAUCUGACGUUGAAGUCAAUGAAGACAGCUUUGCUACGGUCAUCUCCCAAAUUCCCGAACUUUGCAGGAUAUGGAGGGGCCAGAUCAAGAGGAAAUUAAUCAAGUUGCUCCUCGAGCCUGAUCCAGAACGCUCGAGGGACGAAACGAUCCAUCAGUUGCAACUGGCUUGCAAUGUGGUGAUUUGCAGUCAUUGUAGUGAGUUCCCUGACACAGCACGUAGGCGUAGGGGGCAAAGUGCAAACCAAACGUUUUCCGUCAUGCCUCUUUUCUAUCCUCAGAUGCUCUCGCAUCGGUGCAUGCGAGCCAGCGAUCAUACCGUGUUCAAGUCAAUUAAAGAUGGCACAGGUAGGCUCAAGUAUCCGGAAUGGCAUAUCCGUGCGCCAUGGUCAAUGGAAUACAUCGCAGAGAACGACAAGCUCCGGAGCAUCGUCCAGUGUAUCGUGAAGAUGGCCAAUCUUGAUCCGGCCACGACAACUGUGGCUGAGAUGGACGCUGACGAGUCACUUUUUGCUUGUCUCCUGUGCGAAAAGCAACAGCUCACGGAAUCAAAGUCACAAAUGUUCAUCCUGUAUCGGUGGAGAGAAUUGGCACGACAUAUAUUCCAGAGCCACUUCUAUGCGACCGUUAAGUUUACCCGUCAUGUCCACAAAUUCGACUCGGGAGAGCUGCCCGCUAAUUAUCAAAAUGUUGGUCCAGUGGGCCCAAUCAUGUUCCAGUGCGUUCAUUGCCAUGAUCUUCCAUCUGAGAGUGCGGACAACUAUAAUGGACCGGAGGAGAUCACGAAACAUAUGAAUGACCUGCACCCUGAGGUAACGACGCCGAAGCUGAAUAAGGAUUUCUACGUGCCCUUGGGUGAGCCAUCCGAGGCUCACAAGGGCAGGAUUGUUGUGAUGGAGCUGUCGAAUGACACUAGCGAGGAGUUGCGGGUCACCUAUAAAUGCGCUCUGGAAACGUGUCUCCAGUCCUGCCAGUCGCAGUUCGGGUGGGAGACUGACCCUGACCCGGACAUCCAUUUCGAUGAGCUCAACGAAGACGAUCUUUUGGACGAGGACUUUGAUGAUGAUAGCUAGGCAUUAAGCUCGGGUUAGUCCUCGGGUUCCAAUCAUCGUGUCUACUAGUUCAUCUGAUGGUGAAAUCGACGCUAUCUCUUCCACUAGAGGUGUAAUGAGACGUGAAGUGAAUUUAACUAAUAUGCCGACCU
Guyanagaster necrorhizus is the source of this 2668-nucleotide messenger RNA. RefSeq lists its product as uncharacterized. The record is from RefSeq and is a predicted model, not a curated record. The transcript has 10 exons. The coding region runs from base 297 to 2537 and encodes 746 amino acids. Gene Ontology annotation, molecular function: protein binding. NCBI's taxonomy places the organism in Eukaryota, Fungi, Basidiomycota, Agaricomycetes, Agaricales, Physalacriaceae.